Molecule: messenger RNA, 6775 nt
Organism: Saccostrea echinata
Lineage: Eukaryota; Metazoa; Mollusca; Bivalvia; Ostreida; Ostreidae
Exons: 22
Coding region: 58-6450 (2130 amino acids)
Source: RefSeq, a predicted model, not a curated record
AUCUCUUUGAUCGAAAAGAUCUAGUAUGCUCCGAUUAAACACGCUGCUGAGGAUAAUAUGGCGCUAAAAAAUAAAGAACGGCUAAAAUGUUUAGAGUCAUUAGGGUUGGAAGAAAAUGCAACUGAGGAUGAAAUUAAAAGAGCAUAUAAAAAUUUAGCACUGAGGCAUCAUCCAGAUAAGAAUCCUGACAAUGCAUAUGCCACAAAAGUUUUUCAAGAAAUCAGUGAAAGUUACUAUCUACUCACAACAAAAUAUGCAAAAGACAAAAGGAGGAAAAUCCACAUGUGUUCAAGCUGUGGAAACAUCCAUUACAUGGACAGUGAUGAUGAAGACUUUUAUGAUGAUUAUGAUGAGCAAUAUUUUGAAGAUGAUGAUGAUUAUUACGAUAAUUUACCAUGUGAUGAUGAUGAAGAAUCAAUAUUGUGGUUUUUCGGGCGAUUAUUUUAUGAUGUUUUUGCAGACUUUGUAUUCGAGAGACGAUUUCAGUCCAGUAAGAAGAAGUCCACGAAGUGGACAGAUGACGAGAAGGAAGAAGACAGCUUUUUUGAUUCCAUUUUCAAGAAAUAUAGACCACCACAAGAUGUUGAGCUGACAGAAGAAGAUCUGAAGAAAUUUCAUUCCUAUGAUGAAUGGUUGAAAGCCAGACAUCCUUCAAAAAGACACAACCACAGGAUGCGGAAAGGAAAGAAGAAAGCAAAGCAAAAUCUUCUCCAGAAACCAAAACCUAAAAGUAAAAAGCAGCUGCUGGCAGAGCAGAAGAGAAGGGAACAGGAAAUGAGAGAAAUAGGUAACACUCUUUUACCAAAAAUGGAGGAGAAGCAAAUGAAGAAAUCAACAGAAAAUAUACCAUCAUUAGUGAAGUUGAUGACAGAUGACCAUUCUGAGGAGGUAGAGAACCAGCACAAGGAAAAUUUCCAGCGUAAAAUACAGGAAGAAGAGAAACUUCAGCUGCUAGAAGCACAGGAGCGGCAGAAAAAUAAAAGACAGCAGCGGAAAGACAUGAAAGAAAAGAAAAAACAGUUACGUCAGGAAGCUGAGAAGGUGUUGCAGGAGAAAAAGUUUUCAAAUCCUGCUCCAAAAAGAAAAAAGACCGAGCUAGAACUUCAUGAAGAAAAACAGACCAAUUUGUUUGGAAAUAAAGACAUCAACAAAGAAAAUGUGCUUGUUGAUUCAAGGAGAGCUGAAGAACACGAAACAAAGUCCUCAUUACUAGGAAAACAUUUCAGUGAUCUUGGAAAUUUAUGUGGUAGUUCAAAUACUGUCAGUUCCACUCAGAAUUCCAAUUCCAACAUUUACAAUACUUUAGAUCCAUUCCCCAAACCUGAAGAUAAAACAAAAAAGAAUGGUAUUGAGAAUCCCAGUGCUAAACCAAAACCCUCCAAUCAGCGAGGACUUGUGACAAACCAACCAAAACAGACAGCCAGACCAGCAGGGAAGAGUCGAUCAAUAGACACAGAUGUGAAGUCUAGUUUAUUACAGCGCCAUCUGCAGGAGUUUAAUGAUUUGCUGAAGGUUCAGCCACAGAGGCACACAGAACAACAGCUUAAGGUGGAGCGGGCUCGACAGAGGGAGGAACAGCAGCUGUUACAACAGCGGGAGCUAGAUUCCCUCAGGAGUAGGCACACUGAACAGUUUGUACCUUUACCUCCGAGUCCCACAGACACAGGUAAGGAGCCCACAGUUAUGGACAUAUCUGUCCAGGAGGAGUUUGAGAGGAUGAGGAAGGAGCAUAUACGUAAACAACAGGAACUGGAGAGGAAGAGGAAUGAGGAGGAGGUCCAGGAACUCAAAACUUAUAGGAAGAGGCAGAAGUGGACAGAACUAAAGGUGGAGUCUGCCCCGAAGUGGUUUGAGAGAGACAAUUUGAAUCGAGUGCCACCUCCAAAAAUCCAAGAUCCCCCAGCACCCAGUGUUAAUGUCUGGCAGCAGAGGAACCUACGACAGCAACAGGUGACUUCACUGAGACCCAGGACAGCACAGGAAGAGGAGGAAAUUCUAAAACAGGUGCUCCUCCUGAGUGAGAAAACAGCAGCUCAAGAGGAGGAACAGAGAAGGUACCGAGAGAUCAUGGCAGUGAAAAACUUUAUACCAGAACAAUUACAGAGGAGACAGGAGAUCCAGCCAUUGCCAGAGCCCAUCAGUCUUGUAGAUAAAGGACAGAAAAAGAUGUUUAAUUAUUCUGAUAAAGUCACUACUACAAAACAGCGUACAACAGAAGCGAAAAAGAGCCAGGACGGUGUGUCAUUGACAAAAAUAAACAAACCAGUGGCAAGUGAGGGUGUAAAAAGUUUUGCUUCCAUUGUGACUACUAAAGAGCCCAGAACUACAGAAUUGCCAAAGAACCAGGGUGUCAAACCACCAACAAAGCUUACUAAACCAGUGGCAAAUGACAACAGUGCAGAGAAUCUUGUUUCAAGCAUCACUACCAAGAACCAAAGGACCACUGUAAUGCAAAACAACAAUGAAGUUAAAAUGUCAACAAAGCUUAGCAACCCAUUGGCAAAAGAUGUUGCAGAAAGUUUUGCUAAAGCUGUUACUACCAAAAUGCAAAAAAGCAAAGAAGUUGAGAACAUCUGGGAAUCCAUUCCAAACCAAAGGCCUAAAAGCAGUUUCCCAUUGGGUGAUAGACCAAAAUUAGAUGAGGACGAGGAAGCCCCAGGGAGACCCGUUCUUACCACCAACUACGCCAACCUUGUACCUCCCCCCAGACUCCACAUCUCCCCUCAGACAACAGCGACGGAAUCGUGGGACGAUGAUGGCCAGUAUCUGUAUGUGUCCUCCAAACUACCCACCACUGCCAGAGAGUGCUAUAGGUGGCAAAACAGUGCCAAAGUUGUUAUGUCUGCAAAUGAAAACAGGAACAAUUCUGCCUCUACAAGUUCUAUGGAGCAGGAAACAAUGUUAUCAACUCAUAAGGGACACAGGUCAAGUGUUGAAGAUGAAAAGAAAAAUAAUGUAAAACUGAAUCAAACUGAUUUAAAGCAACACAGACCUGAUAUGCCUAGGUAUGUGCCUGGAAGUGGUUUUAUAAAACCUAGCGAAAAGAAAGAUUUACAUGAUAAGGAAGAAAAAGACCAACCAGCUUCAGCACGAAGUAACCAAUUAGUGAAGGAAGAGAGAGCACAGAAUACUAGGAACCCCUGGUCCAAUAAAGCCAUUGAGCACCAGUCGGGGGAUCCAAGACCUAAUGCUGCAUGGUCAGAGAGCAAACAAUUUCCACUGAAAACAGGCAAAUCUAUCUCCAGUGACAGAAAUCCAACUCCCCUACAAAAUCCAAUUCUUGAGAAAGCCUCCUUAAGCCAGAAUUUGAAAGAGCCAGUGUUAUCAGAAACUGGUGCUAAAGUCAUGGCACCCUUACAAAGUAAUCUCCAGAGUACCAAUCCACAGGGUAAUUCUCAAAAGACAGAGGAGUCAACAGUCCAGAGAAGUGAAGCAAUGGCUGCACCUUUGACAGCUGAAGGUGCCUGCACUCUUUCUAAAGUAAAAGUUAAAGAAGAACCAGGCCCUGCCCUUCCUGCUGCUGUGACAGCAAAUAAUCAAAAUACUGAUGAUUUUUGGAAUGUUUCCAAUAUUACAAGGAAAACUGUGCAAGUCAAGAAAGAAGUAGUUGCUAAAUCACCUGACUUAUCUUCAUCACAUGAUACAGAAGACAAGACUUCCAUCCAAUCAAAAGAGAACACAAAGCCUCUGAACCAAUCAGAAGAGGAGACUGAAUCCCUGAUAGCUUCACUACAGCGGAAGGCGUAUCAGAUGACUACUUCUAACAGUGGUUCCUCUGGUGCUAUACAUGAUUACUGGGCCAUUCCAUUAAAACCACAAAUUAAAGUGGAAAAACCUAACAGUCCUCCUGAAAUUUUUAUAUCACCAGAAAAGAAAUUGGACAAAAAAACUGUAACUGAGCAGACCAGUGUAAGAGUUGAUGCUGCAUUGGACUCCUUAGUGCCACCAAUUUUGUCACUUGUCCAAAACAAAGAAAAGCAGAAGGCAGCAAUGUCAGACAAAAUUGUCACAAAGCAAGAGAGCUGGGAAGAUGAAAUAUCUGCACCUAUUAUUAGCAAAGAAGCAAACAACUCCAUCCAACCAAAAACUGAAAAAAGCAAAGUGCAAAUUGAUAAAGAUGGAGCAUGUGAAAGUGAUGGAAAGGCUGAAGUAUUGCAACUUCCUCCAAAGAAAAUGUCUAGCAUGUUUAACAAGAUGGCAAAGUUUGGAAUCAAUCCAAACCCUAUUAAAAAGGAAAAGACUGGUGAAAACACUGCCACCUCUUUGCUGAAAUCUGGGGCAGAGGGGAGUCAGGAGCCAAAACCUCAGAGACCUGGGUACAGACAGCGACCAAUGAAACUGGUGUCUAAACCCUCCAAAGCUUUUACAGAAACAAUAAAUACAGAGGUUAAAACUGCAGAGAAUUCACAAGCAAUGAAAUCUGAGGUUGACGAUCUGGAUAGUUUAGGACUAAACUUUGACAAAAUGUCUUUGUUGGAUAAUACUACAAGUUCCCCUACACAAGAAAUGUCUCAGACAUUGGAAGACAAUAGAGUCAGGUCCUCUGAUUCUAAGCCUCCUUUCAUGAAAAGACAAGACAGUGCAGCUCAAAGAAGUCAGAAAUCUCAUGACAUCAGCCUAGCUCAGACAUUUCACUCCAAAGAUAAAGAGGAUUGGGAAGGUGAAUUGAUCACCUUGCCCUCAAACAGUGGUCCUCCAACUCAAUCAAAUGCUGAGGCAGAGAACUUCUUUAAGGAAAAGCUGAGGACUGUCAAAAAAGACACUGUUGAACAUAGAUUACCUGUGUUGAAAAAUCUGACCAAACAUAUGGAAGACUCCAAGAAUUACCAGACUUCAGAACCACAAGCCUCACCAUCUAAUGAUCAGUAUGAUGUAGUUGAACAUUCUGGAAAUAGUGACCAAUUCAAAUAUACAAUUACCAGUGAACAAAAUUCCAAGCAAAUACCAGUACCAACUUUUCCAAGUUCAGCAGUAAAAACAGCACACCAUGAUACUCCCUCUUCAAUUUUCAAUCCUGUUUCUUCAACUUGUUCCACAUCAGACUCUUCCAAGCCUGUUCAGUCGUACUCCCUUCAAUCAGGACCCACAGGUACAACUUCUUCUCAAGGGAACGUUGAUCAAGUCAGCCCAGCUGCAGUUAAGACAGAACCAGUCCACUCAGUCAUUGAUUUAACAAACUCACCAGAAAAGAGCCUGGCUGCAGUGAAAACAGAACCAGUCAUCGAUUUAACAAACACACCAGAAAAGAGCCAAGACUCUCUUCCCCCAGGUUUGCACCUUCCCACGUCUGAGAAUUCCACAUCCAUUCCACAGCCUUCAGGUGUUGCUUCAGCAAAUCCUACAAAUAUUCCAAACCUUGGCCUACCUCUGUCAAUGCCACCACACCUUGUCCAGGCUUAUAUGCAAUAUCUUGCCACAGCAAGUGGUCCCUUAGGUGGGAUGUUGCCAGCUUUACCCCUCCUUCCAGGGAUAGCACCACUUAUGUCUUUAGGGUUGCCCAAUGCUCUGUUGCCAAAUCCACUUCUCCCUAUGAAUUUGAUGGGGUUACCUGCACAACCUCUAGCUGAUCCUUCACAGGGUGUAAGUCAACCUCAGACACACACUGAGAUGUCUGAGAGUCAGCCACAGUCACACAACCAACCUCAUUCAGAUGCUCAACAACAGUCCCAUGAUCAACCUCAACCUCAACUUAAAAAUCAGCCAAAACCAUAUGGUCAGCCUCAACCUGAAAUUCAACCGCAGUCACAUAGUCAGCCUCAACCUGAAAUUCAGCCACAGUCUUUUGGUCAAACUCAACCUGAAAACCAUGCUCAAUGUGGAAAGCCAUUCCAGGCAUAUGACAACACACAGUCAACAAAACAAGAUUCAUUCCACAGUCAGUCAGCUUUUCUUCAGCAUUCCAAGUCUUGGACAACCAGGGAGCAUGUGCAUGAUAUUGGGAUUCCACAAACAAAUAAUUCAACAACUGAUGAAAAUAAACCACAGGAUUUAAAUGCACCACAGAUGGGAAACAUCACCAUAAAACCAAGCAGAGAGUGCUGGGAUUCAGAUGAAGCUCCUGUUACCCAAAAGUCAUACAGAAUGCCAUGCAGAGAGAGUCGGGAGCAAGGUGCUUUCUCAAUGAGACAACAAUCUUCUAAAGAAAAUAACCGAAUGCCAGGAAAGGGUGUUCCCACAAAACACCAUGAUGUACCAGCUGAAAUGGGGCAAUUUACAGACAGAUAUUCCAAACCUGAUUUUACAGAUGGUGAAGAGAAGCGGUGGCGUGGAGGUAGAAGUCCGCCAUUUAGAAGUGUGUUUGAGAAGCCUUCGGUGACCAAACUCCCCGAGAGUCUGGUCAAGAGGAAGGAGCAGACUCGUACAGUGCAGGCCCUGAUCCAGCAUGUCCUCAAAGAAAACCAGGAGAAAAAGAAGGCAGAUUUGCUUUCCUGUAACAUGGAUAGAAACUAAUUUUACCUCCAAGCAAAGAAGAGCAGAAGAAGAAAAGUGGUUAAUGCAUGUGAUCUGAAAAUGAUGAAUUCCUCUGCCCUUUUUCAGAAGAGAACAUUGGCUUUUUAUACUGUAGAAGUGUUUUAACUGCCAUGGAUUCUAUUGUCUAGGAACUAUGUACUUUUGCUUUUUCAUGAUUUUGUUGAGCUGAUAAAUUGUGAUUAUGUUGAUUAGUAAUCUUUUUUAAAUUAGAUAGAUUGUCUCUCUGUAAAGUCAUAUACAUGUAACUCUAUGCAGUGGAUUAUUACAGUUAUUGAGCUUCAGUUGUUUAAAUCUCAUGUUUGAU